AUGCCGUCUAGUUCUGAAGAGGCACAAGCCCUCGGCCACUCAGAGUUUUGGGACGAACGGUAUGCAAAGGCUGAUGGUGAUAAGCCAACGCACGAAUGGUUCCGCGCUUUCGAUGAGCUGGAGCCAUUCUUCAAAAAGCAUUUGUUUGAUAAGAGGUGCGACGAAGGAAAAGAUGCGAAAAUUCUUCAUUUGGGCAGCGGAGAUAGUACCGUCCCAUACGAUCUUCUAGAGCGAGGAUAUACGAACCAGCUCUGUAUUGAUUUCUCCGCGGUGGUCGUGGAUCUGAUGAAAUUGCGACACCCUGAUAAACCCCAGGUAGAAUGGAGAGUUGGCGAUGUCCGGGAUAUGAAAAGCAUCGAUAGCAAAUCCGUGGAUGUCGCCUUUGACAAAGGUACAUUAGAUGCCAUGAUUUACGGCAGUCCUUGGAGUCCGCCUGAAGAGGUUAUGGACAAUAGCGGGAGGUACAUCAGUGAGGUUUGGAGGGUCUUGAAAGACGAUGGUGUCUUUCUUUACAUCACGUACCGGCAACCGCACUUUGUCAAGCCUAUCCUUAAUCGGAAGAAUGAGUGGAAUCUAGAUAUGGAUAUUAUGGGUGGAGGCGACAGUUUCCAGUACUUCGGUUUCAUCCUCAAGAAGAAUACCUCGGACGUGAGCUAA
This is a messenger RNA of Alternaria atra, 657 nucleotides long. RefSeq lists its product as uncharacterized. The coding region runs from base 1 to 657 and encodes 218 amino acids. Lineage: Eukaryota; Fungi; Ascomycota; Dothideomycetes; Pleosporales; Pleosporaceae. The record is from RefSeq and is a predicted model, not a curated record. Gene Ontology annotation, molecular function: S-adenosylmethionine-dependent methyltransferase activity. The transcript is spliced from 3 exons.